Molecule: messenger RNA, 1152 nt
Organism: Peniophora sp. CBMAI 1063
Lineage: Eukaryota; Fungi; Basidiomycota; Agaricomycetes; Russulales; Peniophoraceae
Source: the annotation of a GenBank genome assembly
AUGCUCUCCUCGGUCGCUAUCGCCAUCGCCCUCUUUCUUCCGAACGUCGCUGCACACGGCUACCUGUACUCCAUCGUCAUCGACAACACGACAUAUCUCGGUACUCCAAUGACGGGGCAAACCGUACCUACCAACUUCAUUGACUCAGGCGUGAUCAGACAAGUCGACGGCUUCAACGAUGAUCAAGUCACAGACCUGACUAGCUCUGACCUCAUAUGCGGAUUGAACUAUAAGCUCGCGCGACACGAAGCGCCUGCUAAACCCGGCAGCAAGAUCGAGUUCAAAUGGGUCGGGAGUGAGAACAGGGUGUGGCCGCACAAUAUGGGCCCAGUCAUGACCUAUCUUGCAAGCUGCGGCGACGGCGGCUGUUCAACGUUCAACGGCUCGGGUGCCAGUUGGUUCAAGAUCGACCAAAUGGGACUGCGGGAUGCGAGCGCCGAAGACUGGUACGUGAGUGACUUCCACACAGGCAAAUCGCUCUAUGUGACUCUACCAAGUAACCUCGCAGCGGGCCACUACCUCUUCCGCUCUGAACUCAUCGCGCUCCACAACGCCGUCGAAGCCGAGUUUUAUCCCGCGUGCGCACAACUCAACAUCAGCAACUCUAACCAGUCGGGUUCGGAGAAGCCGAACGCGUUCGUAUCGUUUUCCGGCGCGUACUCCCAAGAAGACCCCGGGAUCAAGAUACACGGACAGGCAGUUUACGACGCAAACCUCGAUUACGAGUUCCCUGGAGGACCCGUUAGUAAUGUCCGAGCGAUAGACGAUUCGGCUGGAGGUAAAGACCUCACAGCGCGCUCUAGCUCUGCCCAUGCGUCCGAUACAGGGUCUUCAGUGGGCGAGAAUUCGAUCCCGGCAAGCGGUUCGCAAAGCACUGCAGUCUCUCAAGCGCAAACUUCAAUGGGCAGUACGGCUACCGUGAUGUCUACGGAGUUGCCCGCUACGACGGUUUCGACAGCGCCCGCGGACAAUAACACCAGCGACCUCGCUUCGCUGACCACCGCAGGUGCCGAAGACGCCAAGGCAACCUGUGCGAGCAGCGCCGCUAUCGCACAGCGCAAGCGCAGGUCGCAUAGACACAGCCGCGCCGUUGAUGCUGUACAAGACCUGAGAAUGGCGCAGGCGCCUCAUCCUCGUCGAUGGCACUCGUAA